AUGGCGACUCUUGAAGACGAUAGAAGGAAUUAUAUUAACAGAAUAUUGACUAUUUUACCGUGAUAACACAAAGAGAAAAUGUAGUGACACCUUUGUAUCCAGCAAUGCCUGUGUGAGGCUUUACCAUGUCCUCGGUGGUUGAAAUGACGGAUAGAAAUGACAAUGUCACCGCAGUUCAAAUUUCCAGCACUUCUCACAGAGUGAAUAAUAUAGGGGCUCUGAAAUUCCGACAGCGUCCAAUGAAGACAACGUGGAAAGACCUGUCUCCCACUCACAGCAAAGGUCAGCUGACCUUGGGAGGUCAGACACCAUGUGACAAUCAUGUGACCCUAAACAAUCCAGCUAACUCCGCGACCAUCACAAUCGAUGGAGGCUUCCACCUAGAGCAGGGUCCAGUCAUCAAGAUGGACUCGAACAUCAUCACUACCAAGCUGGAGGAGCGACAAGUGUCAACGUUGCCACGGCGAUCACGCAAUCGCACAAAAACGUGGAAGGACCUUUCACCAACAAAGGAGAAGAACAUGAGUUCAAGUUACGGAGGAAGUCCUAAGACGAGGAAGAACGAAGAGAACAGCAACCAGCUGGUGACAUGGAAGGACCUCUCCCCGACAAAGGAACCAUCAUCGCCUGAGAAGAAAAAGAAAAAGAAACGUCCCGAGAGUGGAUAUUUCUCAAAUGAUGUGCAGAGUGAUGUGCAGGAAUCGCGGGAAGGAAUCGAUGUGUCCUUGUCGGAGAGUGAGAGCGGAAAAGGAAGGUCAACAGCUGCUUCUUCUCCAGAAGACGGAUGUUUCAAUAACGAGUACUUCUACGACGAAGACUUUAUCGUUCAGUUUGAUACCAACAUCCGCGAUGGAUCUGUUCCCCGAAGUGAAGGGGAGCCUGAACCGGUUCUACCCUUUCCACAUUCUCUUACUGGAAGUUACACACGAUUUGGAACUCUGCCCGAUUCGCAGCAAGAUGUGUUUCUGGGACCCUAUGAAUCCGAACUGUCUGGCAGUCGGACAUCUAUGGAAAUCUCAUCAAGUGAGCGCGAGAUGAUGUGUUCUAGUGAUAUGUUAGAUUUCAGCAAUGAUCCACUGUUCACCCCUACCCCGACAGGAGAGCCAUUGCCUCAACACUUUUCUCUGGACAGUUUAGGACGUUGUCAGGAGCUUGUGAAUAGCCGGUCUUCAACCGAUGCUCGUCUUGCAGUUACCUGCUGUCCAAGGAAGGAUGAGUACUUCUUGUCGUUUAAUGAAUCUCAGAGCCAUUUUACAGCAUCCGAGAGUGAACAUUCGUAUGUCUCACAAUCCUCGUCUCAGGGAGGGGCGAGUAACUCUUGCAGCCCAUCGUGCAGUUCAAAUGGAGAGGAGGCUGAAGAAAUUUGUUCGAAUAGUUUUCACUUUUGUCAAAUGCAGAACACUGAUCCAAGUCAGAGGGCAAGUCGAGCCUAUCGGCCUAACAGCCAUCAACGCGGCUGCUCCCUCGGUGUAGUGCAGGAACGAUCAAUUGAAAAGUCAGAGCUCAGUGACCUCGAGAAAGGUCACUGCAGCAAAUCUUCAGGUUCUAGUCGGUCACACAGUUGUGGAAGUUUGCGCUCUCCAGCAAGGUCCCCAUCUUGUUACAAGUUAUCUUCCCAUACUGGAACUCUUCAGUCUUUAGAAGAUAUGCACUAUUCGGAUGAGGUGAAUGCCCAGGCAAGGUAUGCAACAAACGUCACAUCUUGGAAGCAUGUAAAAAAUCUGAGAAAGUUUGGUAAACUUGAAAACAUGUUAGAGACAUCGCGAUGCAACAGCUUGCCUGACCUUAGCCAUCCUGUUCAACACAGAAAAUUAGAACGAGCAAAGAAGCGUGAAAAUUUGCAGGCAAUGGCCGACAGCUUCCACAAUAAACGACAUUCCGCAUCGCUUCUGGAAAUGUACCAGAGGAUGCGAUGUCAGUCAAAUCCUGUGUCUCCAGACACCAUGAAAACUGUUGAGCAAAUCCUGUUUCCUCAGAAUGGCCUGGGUGACGAAAGACUAGGUGAUCAUUUGCUGUCGGUCUCACGUACAGGCCUUGACCAAGAUGACUACAGUGAACAUGAUUCAGACAUUUGUGGAUGUGGGAACAGAGGCUUGAGACUUAACAUCCCGACUGAAGUGGGUCCUGGUGUCAUCAGGAGUCGAGAUUCCCGGACCAUGUCACCGUCUUUCAGGAGCCAUUCGACCGGAAUGACCCCCGACACUGUCGUGCUGUGGCAAGGCACCAAGAACUUCGCUUCCCAGUUCCCGCCUAAGACACAAGACUGUGGUAUUCAGACAUCCAUUGAUGGGAGUAAAGGCCCCGUUCUGUUGGACCAUUCAAUGCAGACGUCUCCGAAUUCGCCACAGAGAGAUCUGAUCUCUUUACUAGAUGACGUAUGUGGUCAUGAACCUCGGAAGGAAGUAAAGGACCCGGACACACCUUCACCAAGGAGAUGUGUGUCAGCCAAUGAAAUUAGAGCCAAAAGAACAAACUCUAUGCCCAACUUUAAAAGAUCUGCGAGUCUUUCUCCUUCGCGAAUUGGAAAGAACUCUUUCUAUACCCAUAAUUCCUUGCCCGGAUCUAGCUUCUUGGCAUCAGGAAUGGAACAAACUCAUAGUAACAGCUCACUGUUUGACCCAGUACAGAUACCAAUCAUUCUGCGACCAGUCAUUGACGAUAGUCAACAGACACAGUCACGACAGACGGGGUCGUGUUCGUGUCAAGGUCACAAGGGUCGUGUGCCAACUCGUGUAGGGGAACUAGCCUCCAGUAGCAGUGGAGUAAGCUCGUCAUCAUCUUGUUUUGACCCUGGAUACGUGGAACCAAGACGAUGUGCAUCGCUAGCGGCAGAUCUCGAACGCAUUUUGUUCCUCCCCCCUCAUCUGGAGGGUGUACCCAAGUUUGUUGACAACAAUGAGCAGCAGACAUGUCUACCUCAUCAUCACACGGACUGUCAGCGCGAUGGGGGGGAGCGCAAGUACGAUCGGUAUGCCUAUGAAAUGCAUCCUGGGAACUGCCAAGUGAAUCCAAAGCCAAAGCCUCAACGGCGUCCCCUGACCAGCAGCAGCUCCUCCAACUCGACCAGCUCACUACACCUGGAGGGUCUGUAUGCCCUGAAGGAGGAACAGAGUCCUACAUCCCCGGAGAAGCCCGAGACGGGGCCGAGUUGGUUCGAGCAGCAACGGCUUCGGCAACAUCCAUCUGCGAAAUACACUGCUGAAGAACUGUGCUAUGGUUUGUCCGACAGCCAGGAUGAAAACGACAGCAUUACUAUUGAGAUCUAUGAACAGUUUGCUCAUGAUCGCAAGCCUCUGAAAUCCUGUUUACGCAAGAAAGCCAAAGGUUAUAGGUCAAGGUCAUUAUCUAACCCUGACAGUUUGUGUGCUCAGAGUGAAGCACCCCCAAGGAAACCCAGCCGACAUUCAAUCGCGUGUGAUGGAAUAUUCCCACAACUUGUUGAUGAAGAGCAAUUCGAAAAUGCACAAAUUGAGUGUAUACGUAACUUCUGUGAUGAAGGAUUACCUCCCCCUGAAUUGCUCCAAGAGACUGAGGUGAACCUGGCAGGGAUUGUGUCAUCAAGUAGUAGCUCAUUUGAAGAUUCAAAGGCCAACAAGAGAGUGAGCUUCGCUUCUGAAGUGUCCUUUCACUCACCACAGUACAGCCCUCAGUGCUCCCCAAAGAGACAGGGAUCCUCCCCGAAGCCUGAGACGGACGAGGAACAGCUUACCUUACAGAUUACAGAGUCUGGUGACAGCACGACAGUCCAGCUUGUACCCAAGCAAGGGCUGUGCAACACAGGACCAGAGAAACCACCACGCCUCGCACAGCAGGCUCAAACCCGGGAAUUCAGUCCGCAGCCUAUUGGACGCAGCCCAAGUGCGGAAUUUGCCUUUGAAAUGGCAAGAAAGAGAGCGGUCCUGAUUGUAUCAAAGGCAGCAGAAGUCCUAUUGGUUUCACAUUUUGCCAAGGCAAGGGAUCCUUUCUUGCGAUUAGGUAGUUCUGCUGAGAACCCUGGGAUCAGCAAGUUGGUGGUGGCCCAGCUGUGCCCGGCUAUCGAGCAUGUGGUGGAGAACGGCAUGAAGGCCUUCCUGACUGGCUUCCAUGUGUUCGGCAAGAUCCACAUCACGCCGUGGAGGGUGGCAGAGAUGUCUUCAGAAAUUGGACCCUACACCCUGCUACGCCUUGUGAAUGAGCUGGUGAGACAGCUGAAGCUGAAACAGACCCUAAUAUCCAACAAGCAGAAGUUCUAUGCUUUCAUCAUCGGCCUCCUCAAUUUGCGGCUACUGGAUUUCUGGAUGGGGUACGUACGAAGCAAGAAGAACAUCGUAGAUCGUGUGUACAACCCUGCUGCCAUCUUGUGCUUGAGUCAGUCCCACCUACAACGUGGCUACGACGACAUGCUGCUUGCGCUCCAACCCCUGGCAGUCCUGCCCUUCCAGUUGGAGUUCGACAUCGUCACACCGAGCACUCAGCCUCCCGGACAGAUCGCCACUGAGGCCAGCUGCAAACAGCCCUCCAACACCUCACCAAGGACCAGUGAGCAGAGGAUGCUGGGGAGCGACAUGCGGGAGAGCGUGGACGGAGAGAAGGGUCACAACUUGAAGUUGUUCAACAAUGCAACUUUCCCAAGAGCAAGGACAGCCAUGACGAAUAUGACAACCUUCAAGGGAGGUAACUCUGAGAAGAAGUCGUUGCUGCCACCAUCUCCUACGAAGAUGCCUGGUGCGGAGACAGGUCUUGUAUCACAGCCUAUGAAGAUCAUUGAGAACAAUCAGGUCCUGGAUCUCAAGUAUGAAGACAGGGAGGAGAAUGAGGAGAGAAUACACGUGAUGCAGUCCCCUGUUAGUUCCAUAACCAACCUGGCGGCGAAGUUCCUUCUGAAGACCCAGAGUCUUGAUCGGGGGUACAGAAAUGGGGCAACGGAGUACAGCUUCGCGAAUUCAAAGCUAAAACAGACGAGCUUGGACUCUUCAUCCCAGGAUUCGAGCCAGGCAACCCAAGAUGGCCGACAUGUCGUUCUGGACGGUAGGCAGUCCCAGGAAAGCAUGUCAUCAUCGUCGUCGCAAACAAUGAUGCAGCCCAAACAGUCACCGAGAAACUCUUUCAACAUUAUCUCCUUCUUUGACAAACUUCUGCUGCCUGACAAGAUGAAUCCGAAGUCGUCCUUGACCAGAAACAGUUGGACCGAGGGCCAGAGAAGCAGUCAUGAGUCUGUUUCCGAGGACGCAAGGAGCAAGAGUCUCUCUCCUCAGCAUCAGCCUCAAAAACAGGAACCUUCAGUGUGUGAUGUAAAGGAGGAUGGGACCAGAAGCGUGGGGAGCGAUGAGACGGAUAGUCGCAAGGAGUCUAGCGACGAUAACGACAGUCGGAAGGAGUCUAGCGACGAUAACGACAGUCGGAAGGAGUCUAGCGACGAUAAGGAGUCUAGCGACGAUAACGACAGUCGGAAGGAGUCUAGCGACGGUAAUGACAGUCGGAAGGAGUCAAGUGAUGAGGAGAAGUUGGGAGCAGGAGAGACGAUGUCCGAGGCACUGAAGUCCGAGGAUGACAUCCAGGUUGAAACAACCGAGUCUGAUAAUUCGGAUUUGUCUCAAGCAAUGAACAACCUGGGACUGGAAGAUAAAGAGGUUGACACUGAAAUGGAUUGUUCCAAGAAUAUAAAUGACAAUGACUGUGGUGAAAAUUCCGGUGCCACAAAGAGGUCCACCAGCAUCGUGACCGAAGAUGCUCCUCUCAGUCAAGCAGUGGAUGAUCCUGUUCCAAAUGUGCUGAAAGAAAACGUGUCCCCUUCCUCCGCCCCCAAAUCAACAAGAGCGACCGUUGCCAGGGGUAACAGGUUAGAAGUAGGUUUGGGACAGUAUUACCCUAACGUGGAUAUUAAUGCUAACUCCCCUGACUUCCAUCCUGAUCAUUAUGCAAUUGGGGUUACUGAACAUCCCAGCCAAUCAGAAUCAAACUCACAAAAAGCGUGCCAGCUGAACCAACAGGAAUCCAGGUUACAAACCGCAUGUCAGCCUACCAAGUCGGAAUCCAGUUCUGAAAGGGUAUGUGUGCACAACCACACAGAAGCAGAUAUACAGAAGCUGUCUUCGGAUCAAUUCUUGAAAUCACCUGAACCGUCAAGCGAUUCUUCAGGGGACUCCUUCCAUAGAACGAUGUACAGGUACGUGAUCACCUUGGUAUCAUGUGAUCCAGAUGACAAUGAUCAUAUGAACUACGAGAUCGGAGAAUACCUGGAAGUGCUGGCUCAACUUGACAGCGAUUGGUUAUAUUGUGCCAAUGGGAAAUGUGAAGGUUUGGUCAGAUGCAGCGCCGUUAAGCCAAUCACGGAUGAGGAUAUGUUUGAACAGCUCCACGACAACUUUUAUCGCUGACCCAUCACAAUUCAUAUGUGUAUUCAUAUAUAUUGUAAUUUCAAACCUUGUGGCAUUACGAUUUUUCUUAAAUAAUUAAAAUUGUGCUAUUAUCGUUCAAAUUAUCCACUUCAGACUGUUUCGGUUAAAUGUGCUUGGAACAGUAGCUGUGUCACUGUUGUUUUUUGAAAUAUUGAAAUAGAAUUGCUGCAUUUAUUAUGGAAAUUUAGGAUUGUUAGCUGCACGUGUUCUAACCUUGGGACAACAUACAGCUGAAGAUGCUGGUCACUGUUCAAGAAUGGUGUACAAUUCUCAGCGUAGGAAUACACGUAAACAGAACAACCAACAUGUGACUAGACGUAUACGACUUGUGUACAAUUAUUGUCGACACAGUGAAGCAUGUACAGCAUUGUGUCUCGAUGUAACAAAGGACUUGUUUCACUUAGAGAAAAAGACAUAGACACCACCCAUUGAAUAAUCACCCUAGAUAUUGUCAAGUGAUAAAUACCAUUCACGGUCUUGUGUGAGAGUUAUCUCCCUUUAUUCUUACCAUUGUGCUUGCUGCCCAUUCAAAAUGUCAUGUUGAUUUCAGUAAUAUGUUAUUAGUUUAUAUAUACAGGUUAAGAAUCACAUUCUGCAUGAUGAUCUAAGGGAGACAACUCUUACUUGUCUAAGGGAGACAACUCUUACUUGUCUAAGGGAGGUAAUUUUAAUAGACCCAUGUGGCCCUCACUUGGACCUACUGCUGCAAUACAUGUGACUAUAAAGUGCAUUUAGAUGAACAACCUUUGUUUGUUUCACAUAUAUUCAUCAUCAUAAUCUCUCAUGUUGUUGAUAACUAUAAUCAUCCACUGUAACUAUUACUAAUCAUUGAAUAUCGUAGUCGGUAGAGAUCCUCUGGAUCUGUGUAUAUUACAAUGUGUCACGUUCGACUGUAUGGGAAAUUUUGAGAAAUCAGUACAGCCUAUGUAAUGUAUUCGAGUAUGUUUUUGUUGGCCUGUGACAUUUGCCCCUUUACAAGCACUAUUUUGUGGUCAGUGAGUAGUAAUACAUACGCUUUAAGAUUCUGUGACUGGGACUUAUUGCCUUCCCUGUAUCUCCCACAGAGCAUACCAUGUAGCAGUCACUAUAGCGGUUGCUUCAUGUUGAUGUAUCCUUGAUCUAUUCCUGUGGGUUCUUAAGACGACCAAUGCCAGAAUCCCUGGGUUCUCUCUGGGUUGUAAGGAGCUGGUUUUAAAGUGGGUCUGGACUUUGGUAAAACAGCAGGCCAUGAAAGUUUGAUUGAAGUCACUGGAAUAUCAAUUUGUCUGCUGAUGUUUGAUACUGUCACUUAUUACAAUGUCUCCACCUUGCUGAUACAUCAUGGAGUAUACUUUCCCUUUAAUAAAAUUAAUAUUUGGUUGCACCAGGUGCAACCUGAUCACAAUGUAGAAAAUAUCACUGGUGCAACCUGAUCACAAUGUAGAAAAUAUAAUUCAAAGUCCAACUCGAUCCAGGGUGGCUUUCAGUAGAUUCAUGAAAAAGCCAUUUUUUAUGCUGGGUUAAGUUUGUGAACACAAAAACAAAUGGAAACGUUUCAAUCAAAAAUGUUUGCUUGCACAUGUGCAAGAUCUGAAGCAUUAUUUGACAUCUCAUUUUUCAACCUAUUGAAGUCUGUCAUCAGUCUGACAAAAAACUAGACCAAGUGAACUGAUAACCAUUAUGCUUAACUUAAAAUACUAAUUGCAUAUUCUCGUGCUUUUGUGCGCCCACUUGAUGUGAAUUUGAGGUGCUCAGAGCACGCUCGACGACAUGAUGUUGUUACCUGCACUGUCCGUGUUGUUGUUGUUGCUGGCGUUGUUGUGUUGUCACAUCUCCCAUCAUCGUUGUAUUUACUCAUUGCAAGUCGGCGUCUUUGGUAAAGGGUCGUACAUUUUCAUAACUCCCUGUGCCACUUGAAGUAUGUGUAACCAUGGUAACUACACUAGAUAUGCAAUUACUUCUGCAUUAUACUUCUGUGUGAAAAUUAUGUUGUUUAUUUUUUAUGGAAAUAACACACCAUUGAUAACAACGUUCAAAAUAACCAAAAACACAAGUAUUAAAUCAAAUAAAUGGCAUCGCCUGUUAAAAGGAAUUUAUUUUUCAAAAUAUAAUUUUGAAAUAUUUUGAUCAUUCAGUCAAAACACAAAUGUGUAGCUUUUGCAAUCAAUCAAAACAUUUUUGAUGAAGUGUUCAACUUCUGCUAUCUGCAUCUCUUUUGAAUACCAGGAGUGCAAAGGAGCUUUGACAUUAACAUUGAUUUUGAGCUAUAGAUGACAUUAUCUAUCAUGUCUUGAACAAAUCAGACAUCAGCUUUCUAGUCAAAUUCAGCUACAUCUUGAUAGUUUAUCCUUUUGGGUGUAGAUGGCAACAUGCUCAGAAAUUUAAGUAUGAAAUGCCCACAAAAUUGUUAUUAGACAGCUUUAUUUUUAUCAUUUGGAACUCACAGAUUAAAUGCCAAGAUGAAUGAAAUUCCCACAAAACUGUCAUUACAGAGCUUUUUUUCAUUUGGAACUCCCUGAUUAUGUUCAUUUUCAAGACUCGACAGAUGUAUUUAUACUUCUCUCAUUAUCUGUCAUGUCGACACAGCAAUAGUAAUCCAGGUUUAGUCAAGAUGACCCCACUCUGCAUGCUUUUGUGCCAAGAAGAGGUGGACAAGUGUUUUCUAUGCUGCUCCGUGAAAUUCACAGAGAUACUUUUUUGGAUAUUUGAGAUUACUCUGAAAUGUAUUCAUGAACCAUUAAGGUAUCUGCAAGCAAGGUAAUCACUAACUGUCCCUUGUCCUGGUUCUGAGUCCAGAAUACCGACCCGAGACGAGGGAUGUUCCAGAUGGACUAUUCAUGCCGUCUGCUCAUUAUCCAUGAAAUGAGCUGUGGAGUAGUUGCAUGCUAUGCACGAGGUCUGCUCUUACUUACAGGAGAAAUUAAACAUUUUACUCUUGAAACUGUACAUAUUUUUUAGAUUACAAGAAUCCUAUUUUGUAAGCCUUCGAUUGUUUGUUUUCGAAUGAACAGCCCAUUCCAAUACAGUUCCAGUUUGUCUUGAAUGCAGCUUGGCAUUAUGUUAUAUUUCAGUAUUUCGUGCAAUGUCAUUAAAAUCAGAUCUGUUCCUGUGAUAUAAUACCUCUAAGGAUAAAGAAUGGAGGACAGUUCUGACAGUUUUGGAAAUGGACUUGUCAGUGAUUCCGAGCUAGGUCUGACUGAAGGAUGAGGAGGUUCUUGAACAAAUCAGACGUCAGCUUUCUAGUCCAAUUCAGCUACAUCUUGAUAGUUUAUCGUUUUGGGUGUAGAUAGCAACAUGCUCAGAAAUGAAAGUAUGAAAUGCCCACAAAAUUGUUAUUUGACAGCUCUAUUUUUAUCAUUUGGACCUCACAGAUUAAAUGCCAAGAUGAAUGAAAUUCCCACAAAACUGUUAUGACAGCUUUUUUUUUCAUUUGGAACUCCCUGAUUAUGUUCAUUUUCAGAUGACAGAUGUAUUUAUACUUCUCUCAUAGGUACUGAGAAUUGAGAGGCCUCAGCUGAUUGGCUGAUUAGAAAGUUGACCUGAUGCAGCCAGUGUGCGAAAUAGUUUCCACAUUUUGCUAGCCAAUCGGGCUAGCUAUUUUGGAGAGUAACUAGCCGACAAAAUAAUUCACUAGCCUGAAAUUUGAAUGUAGAAACUAAGCAAAAGAUUUCAAAUAUAGAUGAGAAUAAGAUAUUGUCGGCAUGGCACGGAUUUCAUCAUUAAGCUGCUAACGUGAUGAACAUUUUUAUCGGGCCAUAAUAUAUCUGGCUCGACAGGAUUUUACUAGCCACGGGCUAGCGGGCCAGUGGCUAUUUCGCACACUGGAUGCAGCCUCAUUAGUUGUUUCCAUAUCUUCCUACAGA
Haliotis rubra (blacklip abalone) is the source of this 10219-nucleotide messenger RNA. RefSeq lists its product as uncharacterized. Lineage: Eukaryota; Metazoa; Mollusca; Gastropoda; Lepetellida; Haliotidae. The record is from RefSeq and is a predicted model, not a curated record. Gene Ontology annotation, cellular component: cytoplasmic vesicle. Gene Ontology annotation, molecular function: protein binding.